AUGCCGACCGUCAAGAGCAAGAAGAAGAAGGCGAAGAAAGAGGUCAUCGAUGACGAGGAGCAGGGAGAAGUGGCGGUGGACAUGGAGAUGGAGGAAGUGGCUAACAGGAGCCACUCUGACAGCAAAGACCAGCUGACCCCGGAACCGCCAGAUCCAGCUCCACACAAGAAGAAGAAAAAGAAGAGGACAGCAACUAUCGACCUGGAGACGGAACACGCCGACACUCCAAACGGUAACAUGUCGGAGCCGAUGGUGGACGGGGAGGAAACAACGGUCGCUGUGACGAGAAGAACCAAAAGAAAGAGGAAGGCCAAGGCGGCAGAGCACUACAGUAACGAACUGGGAGCUGAAGACGAGGACAUGGUCACUGAGGCCCAGUCUCCCAUCCCCCAGCAUUCCCUGUUCUCCGCCCCGCAUGGACACAGCCAGCCGGUGGGCAGAGUCUUUGUGGAGAGGAACCGACGCUUCCAGGCCGAGCGGGUGGACCACCUGAGACACUCGGAGCUCAUGGACGACUACAUGGACCCCAGACAGAUCUGGACCACCAGAGACAUCGCCUUGAAGGUCCACAGCGGCUUCAGGGUGGUGGGCCUGUUCUCGCACGGCUUCCUGGCUGGAUACGCCGUGUGGAACAUCAUCGUGGUGUACGUGCUGGCCGGCGAGCAGAUGACCACGCUGCCCAACCUCCUGCAGCAGUACCACCCGCUGGCCUACCCGUCCCAGUCCCUGCUCUACCUGCUGCUGGCCAUCAGCACCGUGUCCGCCUUCGACAGAGUGAACCUGGCUAAGACCUCCAUGGCUCUGAGAGGUUUCCUCACUCUGGAUCCUGCUGCUCUGGCUUCUUUCUUGUAUUUCAUAGCCCUGAUCCUGUCCCUCAGCCAGCAGAUGACCAGUGACCGGAUCCAUCUGUAUCCCACAGCCAACGAGACGCUCUGGCCUCCGGGCUCUGAGCAGCAGAUCCUUCGUCCCUGGAUCGUGGUGAACCUGGUGGUGUCUCUGCUGGUGGGGCUGGCCUGGGCGGUGGUCUCCACCCGGCCGGACGUCGACUACACAGAAGAUUUUCUAAUGACGAUGGAGGUUGAAGGAUUCCCGAGAUCAGAGGAGAACCUGGAAAUCCCAGCAUGAAGAGACCUGGGCCCCCUGACCCCUGACCCC
Molecule: messenger RNA, 1155 nt
Organism: Salarias fasciatus (jewelled blenny)
Lineage: Eukaryota; Metazoa; Chordata; Actinopteri; Blenniiformes; Blenniidae
Product: transmembrane protein 237A-like
Exons: 10
Coding region: 1-1125 (374 amino acids)
Biological process (GO): cilium assembly
Cellular component (GO): ciliary transition zone
Source: RefSeq, a predicted model, not a curated record